CCCAUUUAUUAUAUUUUUAAAACGAGAUGCUUGCACUGCGUUGUGGCUUGGCUUUGAAUUCGAGUGCUGCUGCUGCUCCUACUGCUGCUAUCGCUUACUUGAGUCCGCAUCGAGGCCGAACUCACACCGUGUCAACCCGUACGGUUUACCCCGUAUUUCUAUACGGGGAAAUUGAGUUUGCAGGUCCAUGCGGCAUACAGCCGUUUCAAUACGGGCAAGGGAAAUAUUUCUCUGUAUUGCUUGUGUUUCUCCCUCGUUAACGGGACCUCGCGGGAUGAACGCCGCGAUUUAUAAGGGGCACGGGGUGACCAUUAAGGUCUGAAUUGGUCUGUGGAAAAGAUCGGGGCACUGAUAGGCUAUCUGAACCUGCAAGCCGAGCAGAAUUUGACGACGAUGCCGUCCUUGACGUCUUUCCUUUCGGGCCAAAAGGACCUCCUGCCCACCUUCGAAACGCUCAUCACGGGCGUGCUCAUACCCAUCGUGUCUAGCCUCACGGGUGUCUACUUUAACAUGCUCGCCUUCCGCUGUCCCUGCGCGCCCGCCGAGAAUGUCGAGUACGGCUGGAAAGCUUUGUUCAUCCCGUUCGCCAUCAUUCUCAUGGUGUCGUUCGCCAUCCAGCUGAGGUCGAUCGCGGUGGCGAACGGAUCCUUGUGCCGCGACUCCAAGUGCCCCCGCCUGUGCCUCUUCCCGUUCACGGCGUUCAUGAAGCACGGGGCCUUCGUAGUCGCGUCGCUCGCUUGGAUCGUCGUCGCCUACUUCCACGGCAGUGUGCCGAUCUGCAUCGAGGUCAUGAGCCUGGACUGGCGCUACCGCUUCUCGGUGCUCGCCCCGAGCCUCUCGCGCAUGAGCGAGGAGGAGAGACGCGGGGUGCUUGCCAAGGUGCCCUGCGCGAAUCAGGAUCCCCUGCAAGGACUCGUCGCCAACGGCACCAGCAAGGAGGUGCAGUUGGUUAUCGUCAACUUCCUCCACGCGACCGCUCAGGACACGGCAUGGCUAUUUCUGCUAGCCAUUACAGUCGACAUACUCCUCAUGCUCUCCGUCCAGAAGCUCAUCUUCAAGAAUAUCGCUCAGGAUCGGGACAAAUGCGUGCAGCGUGAGGAGCAGCCACUCAGAGAGAAGACGGAGGAGCUGCGGCCCUCUCCGCACCUGGGCAAGUCGAUGCCGGGGCGACCACCCCGGCCGAGAGGUGCAGAGGAGACUGAGAUGCCGCGGCUUCAGUGCAGCGGCAACGAGAGACAAGAACAGGACGAGCAAGGGAACCAACACAUGCCUUAAAUCCGGACGGCAAUGCUGCGGUGGAUGUGAGCAAUUCCAGGAAGGGGAAGGCCAAUUCCAAUUGGCGGUACCGCCCAUGGCGACUGUGGCCACCGCAGAGGUAAAAUUGGGGUCUCUAGAUGGGUGUAGUGGGCUGGUGAACCCUUCCAGCUUUAAUUCAACUACCACCAGACUACUUGCAAGAUAUCAAACUACGCUGGUACAGGAAACACCGUAAUGAUCAGCCACGGCAGAAGUAUUGGGGAUUGCCCUACUGAGGCUGUGGUGCCUCAAAUAUUGGAAGAAGAAGAAGUCACCACCUAUAUUAUAUUCUUAGCUCUUUCG
Molecule: messenger RNA, 1599 nt
Organism: Petromyzon marinus (sea lamprey)
Lineage: Eukaryota; Metazoa; Chordata; Hyperoartia; Petromyzontiformes; Petromyzontidae
Cellular component (GO): plasma membrane
Molecular function (GO): monoatomic cation channel activity
Source: RefSeq, a predicted model, not a curated record